Haliaeetus leucocephalus (bald eagle) is the source of this 384-nucleotide messenger RNA. It is a transcript of the gene SPA17, whose product is annotated as sperm autoantigenic protein 17. Bases 1 to 384 code for a protein of 127 amino acids. Gene Ontology annotation, molecular function: calmodulin binding. NCBI's taxonomy places the organism in Eukaryota, Metazoa, Chordata, Aves, Accipitriformes, Accipitridae. The transcript has 4 exons. The record is from RefSeq and is a predicted model, not a curated record.
AUGUCCAUCCCCUCCUCCAGCACCACCCUGCGGCCGCCCGCCGGCUUCAAAAACCUGCUGGAGGGGCUGGCACUGGAGGUGUUGCGGGCACAGCCCGCCGAUGUGGUGGCCUUUGCCGCUCAGCACUUCCAAACGCUGCUGGAGCAGAGAGAGGACAGCUCAGCUGACCUGGCAGUGUGGGGAGCGUGGCCAGAGGACGAGGUUCUCACACAGCCUCUUUUCCAGGAGCCAGGGGAGGACAAGAAGGAGGACAAGGACGAGGAGGAGGAGAAGGCAGGAGAGCAGGCAGGCAACGCUGCAUCCACAGACAUGGGGGGGAGCCGGCCAUAUGCGGCGUGCAGUGCUCGCCCACGGCACGGGGCACGGCGGCGGCUCCCCCGGUAA